CCCAGCGGGGCAGUGCCGGGGCUGGCUGGCGGCUUGGCCGGCUCGGGCACUGGCUGCGCGGCGUCUCCGUGUCCGCCCGCCCGCUCCGCCGUGCACCGAUGCGGGUCCCCGGCUGGCGCCCGGCCGCGCUCCUCCUCGCCGCCUGCCUCUGGCGGCUGCCGCCGGGCCGGGGCGCUGCAGGAACAGAAGAGGUGAUCAUCGGGGAGGCCGGAGAGAGUGUCGUCCUCUUAUGCCGAAAUGUGUCUGAGCGAGUGGACGAGGUGGACUGGUUUCACGGUGACCCUGGCACCGUGCCCCCACUCUUCUCCUCCAAUGCCACGCUGCCCCAAGAUGCCCGCUUGUCCCUGGUGGACAAUAGCUCUCUGCACAUCUUAGCGUUGCGCCCGCAGGAUGAGGGCAAUUACACCUGCAAGGACGUGCUGAACGAGAUAGUCCAAGAGCACAGAGUCCAGCUCCUGGUAGCCAGUGGCCCCAGCAGCGUGUCUGUCAGCAUCUCCCCUGCCGCAGCAUUGCCCAAUGGCACGGUGUACGUAGACAAACGCGACACUGUGAUGUUCAGCUGCACCAGCAGCUCCCAUCCGGAGCCCACCAUGGCGUGGACUUUCCAGUUGCCCAGUUCGGCCCCAGAAAAAUUUACUGAAGUCAAUGGUUCCUCCACCGUCUACAUCCUGCAAAAUCUAUCCUCACGCUUCCAAGGGAACUACUCGUGCACAGCAAGGAACCCUCUUAGUGGCAGAAGUCGGACAUCAACCAAGGAGCUCCUGGUCUACUAUCCCCCGCCGUCGGUCCCAAGGUGUUGGGCUCAAACUGCCCAAGUGGGGUUAAUGCUGCAGUUGUUUUGUAACUGGCCCGGGGGAUACCCGAACCCCAUCCUCCAGUGGACAGAAGAGGGGCGAGACCUAGAGAAUUCGAGCUGGGUCGUUAAUGCAACAGGCACCGGGAACACCCACGUGGAAACUCUGAGCAACUCUCGCCUCUUCCACGGGAAGGUAUUCAAGUGUGUUGGGAGCCACAUCCUAAAGCAGAAGGAAGAGGAGACGACCUGCACUGUGCAGAUAAAAGCUCCUUCGCUGGCGACGGAGCCACUGAAGACCUGCUUUGUGGGUGGCACCGUGUCCCUCACGUGCCAAGUGAUGGAGAGCAAUCCCUCUGCGAGACUCAGCUGGCUUCGGAAUGUCUCCCAGCCAGAGGUGGAGAUCCAGUCUGGUGGGAGGUACCUGGUCACCCAAGAGGGCAGCGUCUCCAUUCUCACCAUUCAGAACUGCUCCCACAACGCUGACGAAGGCUACUAUGUCUGCAAAGCUGAGAACCCCGUGGGGCUGAAGGAAGCCUACGUUUCCCUCACUGUGAAGAAGCCAGUGAAUAUAGUCGGGGUGGUGGGAACAGUCGUGGUCCUGCUGCUGUUGGGAGUUCUGGUCAUCACUGGAAUCAUUUUGUACUACAACCCCCUCCUGUGCCUGAAAGGCAGCAUAUUCAGGAAUCAAGACUCAAAUGAUGUUUGUGUGCUGGUGGAUUCAGAUGGAGAAGAGGAAGAGGAGGGGCAGGAAGAAGAGACGACUGGCAACUCCAAUGUGCAUCGAGUGACGGCCCUGGUGAAUGGGAACAGCACCCAGGCUGGUUAUGGCCACCAUGUUACUGAGAGUGACAUCAGUGAGCGGCACAGUGAGCUCUCAACAGAGGAAGUGGAGAGAGAAGAGAGGCCAGCUACACAGAGGCAAAUUCUCCCUUUUCUUGAUGAAAUGGAUGGAACUGUGGGUGGAAGUUAAUCUUCAAAUGCAUCAUUGAUAUGUGGCUGCGUCUAGGCUGUUAAAAUUCCUGCAGUGGGAUUGGCCUGAUCUGGUUGUUAGUUUCUUUCUUCCCUCGCCCCAGCCCUGUUUUUCAUUCUUUCAUUUUGUUAUUCUUUCAUCUCAGACAGUUCUUUUUUUCUCUUUUUUUUUGGCUAUUUCUUCCCUUCUCUCAAGUUUUCCUUUGUCUCAGGUUUUCUUGUUAAUAAGAGGAAGUUCAGAGGCAGACAGAGUUCAGGAGGAAUGUGUCUCUGCUUCAAAAGAUCUUGUCCCGUGGGUAUCCUCUUCAUCUCUAAGCCUGCCGCCGACUGUGUCAGGGACACGUGUGGAGCUAACAGGAGGGCAGUUCUGUAUCAUGAAAAAGGCUAAAGGCAAUCCCAGCAAUAUACCUGUAUGUGCAAGAUGCAGCAAAUACUGGCGGGGGGGAGGGCUGGAGGAGUUUGCUUCAUAACUGCUAGAAUGUGCAUGGGUCCGUUUUUUAUGAAAACGUUCCGAUGCUGGAAGGGAAGGUCAGGAUGUACUCUGCGCUGCGUGGCUUUCAUAGGCCUGUUGUUUUGCACUGAGGAAGUGAGAAGACCUCCUUAUAGCUUUGCAAGUGAUUUUGAUCCAAAGACCCAACUCCGCUCUAAAAGUAUCAUCCAAGCUACGGGAUGCGCCUACUGCCAGCUCUGCCUAGUGGGGAGGAAGAAGGAUAUUCUUGUGGUUAACAUGCAGGAUCUGGGUUCUGGUUCUUCUCCUGCCACAGACUUCCUGCGGGGCAAGUCUCACAGACUUGAGUUUUCAAAAGUGGCUAAUAAUUUUGAUGCCUCCAUUUUGGACUUUGCAAUUUUAGACCACUGUCAGGACAGGCAGAACCUAACUUGCCUUCGUGCCAUGCCCCUUUCACUUCAGCCGUGCUACUGCCUGGGGGGGAGCAAUAUGCUCGGAAUGGUCUAUGACAGGGGUGGCCAAAUUUACCGAUCCUCUGAGCUGCAUACAAUAAUCUUCAGAUGUUUGAGAGCCGGGCGCACCUGCUCAGGCCUUCUACCCAUAGCCUCACCACCCUGCCCUGAGCUCCUCCAUCCCUUUACCCCCUGCAGUCUGGUAGGUGGAGAACAGGGGCAUGGGGGACUCCCCGAGCCACAUUUGAACUGCAAAAGAUCCGCAUGUGGCUUGCGAGCAGCAGUUUGGCCACCCCAGUCUAUGCCAAUCUCCGAGUUGCACAGGAACGUAACCCACAAGAACACUCGAAGAACGGUGUGAGCUGACAAGGCCCAGGAUGGAAAGGCGCUGUGGGGCGGAUUGCUUGCUCAUCAGGGGCUGGAGCCCUGCCUCAGCAAAACCUUCUUACUCAAUAAAUGCAGCUAGUUAUUCCCCAUCUGAUAGCCAAUUGUGUGCUGCCCUUGCCGCAGCUUCAAAGAGAAGCUCUCUCUAUUUUCCCGUAAAACAGAAUGUUCCUAGCGCUAUGUGGACGUGAUUUUUGUUUAUGGAAUAAAAUUAUUUUUCUGACAAA
Molecule: messenger RNA, 3276 nt
Organism: Dermochelys coriacea (leatherback sea turtle)
Lineage: Eukaryota; Metazoa; Chordata; Testudines; Dermochelyidae
Gene: VSIG10
Product: V-set and immunoglobulin domain containing 10
Exons: 9
Coding region: 99-1766 (555 amino acids)
Biological process (GO): cell-cell adhesion
Cellular component (GO): cell-cell junction
Molecular function (GO): cell adhesion molecule binding
Source: RefSeq, a predicted model, not a curated record